Messenger RNA from Erigeron canadensis, 1056 nucleotides. RefSeq names its product protein trichome birefringence-like 42. NCBI's taxonomy places the organism in Eukaryota, Viridiplantae, Streptophyta, Magnoliopsida, Asterales, Asteraceae. The record is from RefSeq and is a predicted model, not a curated record. The coding region runs from base 1 to 1056 and encodes 351 amino acids. Gene Ontology annotation, cellular component: Golgi apparatus. Gene Ontology annotation, molecular function: O-acetyltransferase activity. The transcript has 5 exons.
AUGUUGAAAAUGAGUGUGUGGACUGUGUGUUUUCUUCUUGUUUAUGUACUAACAAGGGAAGUUAGCGGUGUUUAUGGGGACGAAAGAAGUUGCAAUUUAUUCAGAGGGAGGUGGGUAUGGGAUGAAACGGGUUCAUACCCCAUGUAUAAGGGGUCAGAAUGCCCGUUUGUAAACCCGGGCCUGAACUGCCAGGGAAAUGGUAGACCCGAUAGCAUGUAUCUCAACUUCACUUGGCAGCCGCACGGUUGCUCCCUUUUAAGAUUCAAUGGUGAAGAUUUUCUAAGGAGAUACAAAGGUAAAAAGAUAAUGUUUGUAGGGGACUCGUUAAGUUCGAACCAGGCUCAGUCACUAGCAUGCAUGCUUUACCAUCCUGGUCGACGUUACAGCCGCAAUUACACACCUCAAGGAUCAUAUACUUAUUUCUUUUAUGAUCAUGGUGUUUCCAUAAUGUAUCAGAAAAACGGGUUCCUUGUAGACAUGGUGAUGGAAGAAAACGGACGAGUUUUGAAGUUGGACUCAAUCAGCAGAGGGGGGAGAUGGGAAGAAGCAGAUAUCUUGAUCUUUAAUAGCUAUCAUUGGUGGGUUCACAGCGGAGCAUAUAAAACAUGGGACUACUAUCGAGUUGGUGAAAAGCUAUACAAAGACAUGGCUAUUAUGGAUGCUUACAAGAUCGCGCUGACUACAUGGGCUAGAUGGGUUGAUUCCAACACGAAUCCUAAGAAAACCCGAGUCUUUUUCCAAGGGAUAUCUGCUGUUCAUUACGAUGGCAAGGAUUGGGGGGCAUUGGGUGUAGAGAACUGUAACGGGCAAACUCAGCCUAUAGAAGGAUUUAGCUAUCCCGGGAAGAGACAUCCAGCAGAACAAGUGGUGAAAAAUGUGAUUACAAAAAUGAGAAGUCCAGCUUAUUUGUUGGAUAUAACACUACUGACCCAGUUACGAAAAGAUGGGCACCCAUCUAAGUAUGCAGGUGGAAUGCUAGACUGCAGCCAUUGGUGUCUUGCUGGUGUUCCUGAUACUUGGAAUCAAAUCUUGUACACGAUUUUGCUCAAGUAUUAG